AAUUCCAGAAAUGAAGUGAUAGUGACUGCCCUUGACAUCAAAGCCACAUAUUGUGGGAGGAAAGGCCUAUUCUACACAAACAGACAUACAUCAAACAAGAAAUGCUGACAAGGACCAUUUUUAUUCAUGAAUGAUUAACUCAAGCAAGAGUGUGGUUUAAGCUGAAAUCAGUGACAUUGAAAACAGUGGGAUAAACCUUCAGCCAUCAGAAUCCACAGACUGAAUACCUAGUUCUACUCAGCUUUACUGGACACCAAAAAUCGCAAUGGGAUCGAUUAAAAUUGAAUGUGUUUUGAAGGAGAAGUACUCGGUUGGAGAAAGUCCUACAUGGGAAGAAAAACAUGGCACAUUGCUCUAUGCUGACAUUACUGAACAGCAUGUGUACAGAUGGCAUCCUGACAGUAAUCAAGUGGAGAAAAUCCAUGUUGAUGCUCCAGUUGGAUCUGUUGUUCCCCGGAGUUCUGGCGGAUAUGUCCUGGCCAUCGGAAAAAGGUUUGCCUUUCUGGACUGGGAGAAAAAGAAGGUUACAGAUAUUGCACAGAUCGAUAACAUGAAAACAAACAUCAGAUUCAAUGAUGGCAAAGUGGAUCCUGCUGGGCGCUUUCUAGCAGGCACCAUGGCAAUGGAAACCCAGCCUGGUGAAUUUGAAAGGCACCAGGGAGCCCUUUACACCUUGCAGACUAAUCGCUCUGUCGUCAAACAAUUUGAUCAGGUGGACAUUUCCAAUGGUCUAGAUUGGUCACUAGAUCACAAGAUCUUCUAUUACAUAGACAGUUUGUCUUUUACUGUGGAUGCAUUUGACUACGACCUGCAGACGGGAAAGAUCUCUAAUCGGAGGGUUGUGUACAAACUUGAAAAAGAAGAAGCUAUUCCUGAUGGACAGUGUAUCGAUAAUGAGGGAAAACUCUGGGUUGCCUGCUAUAAUGGUGGAAGAAUCCUUCAUAUUGACCCAGAGACAGGUAAAAGGAUCCAGACAGUGAAGUUGCCUGUUAGUAAAACCACAUCCUGCUGCUUUGGAGGAAAAGAUUAUUCUGACCUAUAUGUAACCACAGCUACCAAGAGAAUGGAUGAAGAGUCACUUCAGAAAGAGCCACUGGCUGGGGGCAUUUUUAAGGUUACUGGACUGGGUGUGAAGGGGAUUCCACCGUAUUCAUAUGCAGGAUAGAAUAUUUCCACAAGCAGAUUCAGCGCCAACAGAAAAGGCAUGCAAAAAAUUGCAGCAGUGUUUGCAAACCUGGAAAAAAUGUACACAAAAUAUUACACUAUCUACUGAAAACUG
Molecule: messenger RNA, 1279 nt
Organism: Stegostoma tigrinum
Lineage: Eukaryota; Metazoa; Chordata; Chondrichthyes; Orectolobiformes; Stegostomatidae
Product: regucalcin-like
Exons: 8
Coding region: 266-1165 (299 amino acids)
Biological process (GO): L-ascorbic acid biosynthetic process
Molecular function (GO): enzyme regulator activity; gluconolactonase activity; calcium ion binding
Source: RefSeq, a predicted model, not a curated record